UUUUACAGUAGGUUGAAAAAUGUUCAUAAAACAGCUCGAUCGGCAAUAAAUCGUGCACAUCACUACCAGCAGAACAAAGCUUUGAAAUCAAAGAAAUUUUUGAAGGUGAAUUCAAAGCCCUCAUAUAAAGUUGCUAAAGUCCAUGUGCAAUUAGAACCCGUUCAAGUCAAGUUGACAUCUAUUAAUCAGUAUAUCACCUGUUUCCUGUGUGGAGGUUACUUGGUCGAUGCUAGUACCGUCACAGAAUGUCUACACACUUUUUGUAAGAGUUGUAUUGUUAUCCAUGUCCAAAGAAGUAUUACAUGUCCAGUGUGUGAUGCCUUGAUCCAUGAGACAAAUCCAUUGAGCAAUAUCAGGUUCGAUAGAACCAAACAAGAUAUUAUUUAUGAGCUGUUGCCACGAAUCCCAAAAGAGGAACAAGCAAGGUUUGAGGCCUUCUACAAGUCUCGCAAUCUCCCAUUGCCUCCCUCUUCAAAUGAAGAUGUUCCCAAUAAAAGAUCCUCAGCUGGGUCAUAUAGUCCUGUGGAUGACCUAGUGUCAGUGAGAUUGGAAUUUUCAGGAGCAUCUGCCGAAUGCAAUCAAGUUCAGCCACUUUGUAAAAAGUUUAUACGUGUUCCAGGCCGUGCAACUAUCAGGCAUGUGCAGAAGUUUCUGAUCAAAAAGCUCUCCUUGAAAGAAAAUACCCUAGUUGAUAUUGUUUGCAGCGAGAAUGAUGAGAUUAUUGAGGGUCAGACCACCCUGUGGAACAUUUUUCAAGAGAUGAAUAUCACAAAUGAACAGUUGCUGACUCUGUACUACACCCUAGCAGUCAACAGUAACAGGUUAAGUUGACAAAGCCCAUCUUAAAAUGCAACUGGAUAUACGAUUGAGCAGAUUUGCCAAUUUACCUGUAUACUAGCACAACCAAUAAGAAGCUAAGCCCAUGUAGAUUAACUGGAUAGUGUUAGGCAAGACAUUUUUAUAAUGCAUUUUGUGAAACCUGCCAAAUGUUGAUGACUUAAAAUAAGUUUGUAUAUUAUUUUGCUAAACGAGAAAACAAUGUUUUUUUUUGCCUUCCUUUAAAAAUUGCAGUUGACUGUACAAAUGGUUCACUGUAGUGUCUGUUAAUAUUCAAUAAAUGAAUAUUAAUAGUCUGCACAUGAUUGAUUCAAUUCUACAAUGUGGCGAAGACAAGUCAAACCAGUCACUCCUCGCAGUGGCGUGCUUUUCAAUACUUGGAGUGUGUAUUAUGCUUUCUUAUCUGACAAAACAUGCUCGAAUGUCAGUAUUUUAAAAAUAUUUUUAAAUUUUAUUGCAUUAAACUAACCUUUAUAUAUUUAUCAUGCUAUAUUGUUAUUUUCCAACUGUUCAACAUUGAAACAACAUUUUUGAACGAUUUUAUGAUGGUCUCUGUCUGAAAUAAAAUAAAUUUUGAAGGCUGAUUUCUCAAAUACUUUUCUUUAAACAGCUGUAUGUUUAAACUUUAUAACGAAAUGUUGGAUUUUUUUUUUGGCAAGGAGUGACUGGUUUGGCUUGUCUUUGCCACAUAUAAAAUUUAGCAAUGUAUAAGUUAUUUUUAAAAAAUGGAUGUAAACAAUAAAAACCUUCCUCCCAUUCUGAUAUGUCAAUAAAAUAAAUCUACUGUUUUUAUAA
Messenger RNA from Anneissia japonica, 1632 nucleotides. RefSeq names its product polycomb group RING finger protein 6-like. The annotation marks the transcript as partial. The transcript has 8 exons. Gene Ontology annotation, cellular component: PRC1 complex. Gene Ontology annotation, molecular function: promoter-specific chromatin binding. Lineage: Eukaryota; Metazoa; Echinodermata; Crinoidea; Comatulida; Comatulidae. The record is from RefSeq and is a predicted model, not a curated record. Gene Ontology annotation, biological process: negative regulation of transcription by RNA polymerase II.